Pyrenophora tritici-repentis Pt-1C-BFP is the source of this 3174-nucleotide messenger RNA. The record is from RefSeq and is a predicted model, not a curated record. NCBI's taxonomy places the organism in Eukaryota, Fungi, Ascomycota, Dothideomycetes, Pleosporales, Pleosporaceae.
AUGGUAAACAAGGAGUUCGGCGACUUUGACCACAGCAUAUCGGAUGAGGAAAGCAUGUCCAUCGAACAGGCUCGUGGAAACCGUAGCAACCGCAGCACCCCCAACAAAGUCAGCUCUCAAUUUGACAGUCUAUACAACAUGACGCCACCCACCAACCGUUCGCGCAAGUCGCUGCCAGCAGAUACUGGAAGUCUGCGACGCGACGCGGCAAUCCGACGCGCCUCGCGCAACGACUUCGACGCCGCAUCACCGCGCCCCGCCAGCAAGCGCAACUCCCCAGCCAUGCACGGAAAGGGUGAUCGCAGCCGCACUUCGCUUUCUCAGUUACAUGCAAAGCUGUCGGAAGAUGAGUCAUCGUUCAUGGACCAGCGCCCGCCGACAUUGACCAUGGACUCGACCAAGAACACACGCUGGGGUAACAGGAGCCGGCAGACUUCCCUCCAGACUGAUGGCCAUGUCGACGCGCCGUCAUACGCGAAGGCUACACCUCGUUCAAGGCCAGCCACAGCCCAGAACGCAACCGCGCAAUCUUUUAUCCUGCCCGAUCUUCCCAAUCUCACCGAAUUGGUUUCCGGUGUAUUCGGCGACGGCACUCCCGUCUUCUCCAGGACGUCCAAAUCACGCUUCGCCCAGCCGCCAUACGGUGGCCGCCGACCAUCGCACAUUCCAAUCAAGGAUGUCCCCACUCCCGACGAAGAAAAGGCCAUCUACUCUGCACUUCAGCAGCUCCAGGAGAAGGUUGCACAAAUGGAACAGGAACGUGCGGAGCAAGAGAAGAAGAUUGAAGAGCAGGAUUUGGAGUUGAUUGAGCUGAGAGCGACAGCGCAAGCUCAUGAGAAGUUGCGCCGCAGUGACAGCGCACAAGACUCGGACGCCACCGCUAAGAGUGGCUGGAAGGUCGAGAAGACGCGCACUGACGCUACAUUACAAACCCUCCGAACGAAACUCGAUCGCGCCGACCGCAAGUCUGCUGUACUGGAAAUCGAGAAGAAGCGCCUAAGCACUGAGCGGGACAACCUGGCCGCCCAGCUUCGGAUUGCCUUCCAAACUUGUGAGGAAGUGAAGAGCGAGAGGACUGCCUUGAGCAACGAGAACGAGGAACUCCGCGACGAGAUUGAGACUCUUCGCGCAGAGAACGAGUCGCUUCGUGAGCAGCUCGAGCAGGAUCAGUCCCAACACCGCCAAGAGAUACGCGUCCAACAAGACGAGAACACCCAGCAGCUCACUCGUAAGGAUUUUGAACUGCAACAGGCGCGUCAAGAUCAGGCUCAGUACGCUCGUUUGAAGUCUGAACACGAUUUGCUCAGGGCUCAAAUCGCAGAGCUGAAGGCAAAGCGUGAGGUGGAUGUCAAACGCUGGUCCAAGAAAGAGGCUACUCUGCGUGCCCAGGUUGAUCGACGCGAUGACACCAUCCAAGGGUUCAGAGAACGAUAUCAGAACAAGGCAAGCGAGGCUAUGCUCCAAGACAAUGAGAACCUCCGCAACGAGCUUCAAGAGCUUCAGGCACAGCUAGACGCAGACAGCCAGGAAUGGGCAGAGAAGGAGGCUGAAUUACAGCGAAAGAUCCGAAAGGGUGAUGUUCGAAAGGCUCGGGACGUGAACGACCGCAAUUUCGAUGAUACCACUGCACCUACUACUAGGAGUACAGUGACAGAACGCGUCUUCGAAGAGCCUCUACAACGCAGGCCAAGCUAUCGCCGAGAGGAUACCCGCACGCGCACUAGGAACCCCGUCCAGCAAGAGGUCCGUAACAGCAGGGCUGCGAAUGCAUCCAACCAGGAGAGCCGCGUGGAGGAAAGCCCCCGAAAGUCAUACACUGGUCAUUCGAGGUUUUCUCAACGAAGUGUCUCUGCGCCUAUUAAAGCUGACAAGCACGCUACUGCGGAGACUGAGGUAGAGUCCACGACCGAUCUGUCUCUCGCGCCUCGUUCAACUAUUCGCAUUUCCCGCAAUCCUUCUAGGCAGACAACAACCAACAUUCAGCCCCCCGAGGAUCUCGAUAUCACCGAGCUGAGCUACAUCAAGAAGGAUGACAUUGCCCGACUUCGACGUAGUCUGGAGGAGGAGCGAGCUGCUCGUCUUCGCGCAACAUCUGCUCAAGCAGAUGAGCCCAUUCGUGACGAUACCAUUCGAUCUCAACGCCAGGCCCGGGAAGAUACAGUUCGGUCAGUUGCUUCCGCCAAGAGCGAACGCCGACCUUCUCUUGUACGCAAGUCGUCGCUCAAGGACACUACACAGCGCACCAAUGCCACCCAAUUCGAGGAAGACACUGGUAACAUGUCGAACCUUGACGCGGACACGGAGGCUACUCAAACAAAGCAGUCUGGUAUCGACGCAUCGAGCAUGAGCAACACAGGUCGGAGACGGCGCAGUGCCCCUACUGAGAUGACGUCUGCAUUCAUCGUCCCCGAUAUCAAGCUCAACUCUGCCAAGUCGCCUACUACGGCUACUUCAUGCAAGCCAAUCAGCAAGGACCACGACAAUGUGAACUGCACUGUCUGCCGCCGUGAAGGCUACACCACAUCCACCGAGCCAUUGCGUGUUCCCAAGCUCGUUCGGGUAUCCGUGCGCACGGCAGACGACGUAGACGCUACUCUCCGCCCAGCCCAAUCACCCAAGGAGGCCCUGGCCCUUGUAGUGAAGGAGCUCAAAGAUGAGCGUGUCCACCUGCACACCGAGCUCGCCGUCCACCGUGCCAUGCUCGAACACCACGAUCCCAGUCUUGGCGACCGCCGCCGCCGCGAACUCAACGCUGCCAUCCAAGAUAUGCUCCGUAGAAUCGAACUACUCGACCGCCAAAUCUACCGCCUCUACGAUGUCCUCGAGGGCCAGCAGGUCGACGAUAUGACUGAGCAGGAUAUCGAAGACAUCACCGAGCAGAUCCGUGCCGAGGAACAAGAAGAAGUUGAAGCCAAGACGCAGCAGCAGCAACCUGAGAAGAAAGCAGCGAAAAAGGUCACUAUUCGCAGCUUUGUAGAUGAAGACGAUCAUAGUGUUGAAGUUGUGCGUAGGACGUCUACAAGCCAACAGGAUAAGAACCACGGUCUUGUUCAUCAUGAUGAUGAUGAUGAUGAGGACGACGAGGAUUUGCCAUGGGAGGGGUUUGAGGAUGAUGAUUUGGAGGGCGAUGUUAGCUUUAAUGCGCUCGCCGGUUGGAAGUUGAGUGCUCGUUGA